CGCAUCUCCGCACACGCGCAAUUCUGCGCUCGCAGUCCUUUCUCGGCCGACAAAACAAAACGAGACGUUGAGACGCCUCACGCACAACACCAAGGAACGACUUUAGAGUAACAUACACGAAGUUUUCACCGUUAUUUGAUCACUUUUUGGCUUGCGCGGGGCAGCAAUGAACUCGUCGGGCAUUCGACCCUCCAAGUGGUGCAGGAACCCUUUCGUUCAUAGAUUAAAAUUCAGCAUGGCAGACAAAAUAAAGAUUGGAUUUAUGUCUGUGACGGUGUUUCCAGUUCGACUACUUGCCGUGUCCUUCCUCAUGCUGCUGGCCUGGCCCUUCGCCUUCGCAGCCUCGCUGGGACGCUCGGAAUACGUUGUGGAGCCACAGUCAUGGUGGAGAAGUUUCAUCGACCUCUCCCUGCGCGUCAUCAUGCGGGCCAUGUGGUUUUGUGGAGGCUUCCACUGGAUUAAGGUGAAAGGCGAACAGGCGGCGCCCUCCGAGGCCCCCAUCAUCACCGUGGCACCGCACUCCUCCUACUUUGACGCCAUCCCAGUCACCCGCACCAUGUGCUCCAUCGUCACCAAACUGGAGAGUGGCAGUAUUCCCGUCUGGGGCACCUUGAUCAAGUACAUCAGACCGGUCUUUGUAUUCCGCUCGGACCAGGACUCCAGGAAGCGAACUGUUGAGGAGAUCAAGAGGAGAGCGCGCUCUGGAGGGGAGUGGCCUCAGAUGAUGAUAUUUCCAGAGGGGACGUGCACCAACAGGUCAAGCCUCAUCUUGUUCAAGGCGGGGGCCUUCAUCCCAGGACUCCCAGUGCAACCGGUGGUCUUGCGAUACCAAAACAAACUGGAUACAAUCUCAUGGACGUGGCAAGGGCCCGGAGCGUUCAAGAUCCUGUGGCUCACUCUGUGUCAGCCUCACAAUGCCAUGGAGAUCGAGUACUUGCCAGUUUAUACUCCAUGCGACGAGGAGAAAGAAAACCCAACUCUGUUCGCCGGCAAUGUUCGGAAACUCAUGGCCAAAGCACUGGGGGUGCCGCUCGCCGAUCUUUCCUUUGAGGACCGAGACAUCACGUUUUCCGAGGGGCCCCUGCGCAUCCACGACCCCAGCAGCCUGCUCGAGUUCAAUCUGCUGGUGCGCCGCUUGGGGCUAAAGAUCACAAACGGCCUGCUGAAGGAGCAGGCCAGCAGAGCCAGGAAGCUGCUAAGACAUCAGUUGAAUUUAGAAGACCUGGCAUGCUUCCUCCACCUGCCUGUUACAAAUACACUCCGAGAAGUUCUCAGCCUCUUUAUCCAGGAUGAAGAGGGACACAUAGACAUCAGACACUUUGUUAUUGCCAUGUCCACUAUUUACCGACCAUCCAGGUCAAUGGAGACCCUCAAACUGGCCUUCGAGAUGUACGAGAACGAGGACAGCGGCGAGGUCCAUGAAGACGAGCUGGCCUCCGCUCUGGAAAUCAUGUUAGGAGUGAAAGAAGUUGAAUUAUCCAUGUUUUUUAUGGAGCUCGACGGACCAGACAGUGGGAAAAUCACCUAUGACAAACUUCGUCGUUUCAUCGAGCAGCAUCCGCGCUUUGUCCACGACUACCUCGACUUCAAAGACCACCCACGCAGAUCCUGCGUCCGCCGAUCCGACGCUUGCAAUGGUCAGAGCCACGACAAAGAUAACUGAAAACAACAAUUCAAGACACAUAUUUCUCUUUUCUUCCUUGCUCUGGGAUGCAGCACCUCUGCCACAUUAAGUACCCUCGCAGCAAGCGAGGGUGGGAUGAAUAAACACUGAGCGGGAUUACAAACAAGUGGCCCGGAAGGCUUUGCGGAAGUAUCGGAAGCACCUUGCGUCAUUUUCUCUCUCGCUCGAUGAGAUUUCUUUGACAAGUCGACAAACGGUUGUUUUUAGAUACAAGUGUUUGAUGUACUGUUCUUUGCUAGUUCUUAAAAGUGGAUACAAAUCGGAUUGAUAUUUCUAGGGGAAACGUAAAAGAGGGCCCAGUCGCUACCUUGUAAAAGAAGUUUUUAAAAUGU
This is a messenger RNA of Hippocampus comes (tiger tail seahorse), 2016 nucleotides long. RefSeq names its product lysophosphatidylcholine acyltransferase 1 (gene lpcat1). Bases 167 to 1663 code for a protein of 498 amino acids. Gene Ontology annotation, cellular component: endoplasmic reticulum. Gene Ontology annotation, molecular function: lysophosphatidic acid acyltransferase activity; 1-acylglycerophosphocholine O-acyltransferase activity. The transcript has 14 exons. NCBI's taxonomy places the organism in Eukaryota, Metazoa, Chordata, Actinopteri, Syngnathiformes, Syngnathidae. The record is from RefSeq and is a predicted model, not a curated record.